Messenger RNA from Tribolium castaneum (red flour beetle), 669 nucleotides. It is a transcript of the gene Sdhaf3, whose product is annotated as Succinate dehydrogenase assembly factor 3. The transcript is spliced from 2 exons. Gene Ontology annotation, biological process: succinate metabolic process; mitochondrial respiratory chain complex II assembly. Lineage: Eukaryota; Metazoa; Arthropoda; Insecta; Coleoptera; Tenebrionidae. Bases 1 to 336 code for a protein of 111 amino acids. Gene Ontology annotation, cellular component: mitochondrial intermembrane space; mitochondrion. The record is from RefSeq and is a predicted model, not a curated record.
AUGGCAAAUUCGCAUUUGCAAAGAGUGAGAAUUUUGUAUAAAACUAUUCUAAAACUGCAUUGUGGACUUCCGAACGAGUUAAAAGUUUUAGGAACAAAUUACGUCAGAGAAGAGUUCAAAAGGCACAAAAAGUGCAACGUUCAGGAGGCUGAAGUUUUUAUGAAAGAGUGGACGAACUAUGCUAUAACACUUGCUGAACAGCUAGGUUUGAGAGGGCCCCAAACAGGAAGCUCUCUUGGUGCUAAUUUGAGUAAGAGUGACCUCGAGAAAUUUAAGGAUGAUCAGAUCUAUCAGUUGUAUGAAUUAUUGGAAGCUGCGAGGACUAGCAAGAAUUAAAAUAGCGUGAUCAAGGUGGCCUGUGAGGGAAAUUAAGUUGGCAACGACUGAUCACAGUUGCCAACUAAUUUGGGAUUUUUCCCAAUUAGAAACUAGUCAUUUCUUGACUUUUAGUUAUUUUUUUCUAAAUAAAUAAAAGAAAAAAGUUUUAAAAAAUAAGUCAUUUUAUUUAUAGAAAAAUUAUAUUUGUCCUGGUGCUAAUUUGCUUCGGACCGCUUUGCCAAAUUGCUCGGCUCCUGCCUGGUUUGCCUCGCCAUAAUCAGGGAUAGUUAAGGCACAUCGAGCAAGCCAUGAAGCCACAUUUGAAUAUGGUGUAAUGUCCCAACCAACAGC